AUGUCACUACUAAAGACAGCAGCGGUUGACUUUGAGCACGAAUGGCGCGCCAUGCAGCCGCUUCUAGCGUCGCUGAUCACAGGGGCGCCCCAGACACUCACGAACGAGACGUGGCUCGCAAUGUACUCUGGCAUUUACAAGAUUUGCACGAAUCUUGGCGCGCCGCAAGCCGAGACGCUGUUCUUCCGCUUGCGACGGCUGCUGGCGACGCACGUCGAGUCGGUUUUGCACGAGCUGCACGCGAUCGACGGCGAGCCGGCGUUCCUGCGUCGCUACUGCAGCGCGUUCGAGUCGUUUGCGACCGGGACGAACUACAUCUCGGAGCUCUUUCGCUAUCUGAACCGCUACUGGAUCUCGUAUUCGCACUGUGAGACGGGGCAUGCGCCUGUGCCGGGUGUGUAUUCGGUGACCGAACUGUCGCUUCACUUGUGGCACGACAUUGCGUUUUCGAAACUCAAGAAGCGCGUCGUGAGGGCAGUUAUUCACAUUUUCCAUACCGCCCGACGCGACCGAAGCGCGUGUUUUGAAGACGGAGACUGUAUUGCCACCACAGUUGAGACAUUCUUCAGUCUGGGGCUAUGCAGACAGGACCAGAUGAGUCUGUACCGAGAAGAGUUAGAGCAACCACUGUUAGAGGAUACAGCAAGCUACUUUGCUGCACAGGCGACGGAGCUCUUAUCCCGGGUGACGAUCUCCGAAUACUUGCGAGAAGCCGAGCUGUUUUGCGCUCAAGAGCAGACUCGUUGCGAAGAUCGAUUGCAUCGGACCACUGUUGCUCAACUUCGACACGUUUGCUGCCAUGUCUUGGUAGAGGAGCAUGCUGAUCAGAUCUGUGAGGAUGCAGAGACUUUCUUGAUCAACAACCAGAAAGACGAUCUGCGCCGUUUGUUUUCCCUUUUCUCAGAGCUGACGACCGAGAAUGCACUGACGUCGUUCAAGAACAUCCUGAAGAAGUACAUUGAACGGAGCGGUCUCGAGGUUGUGCAAAAGUUCCAGCAAGCAGACGCCACGAAAGAUCCAGAGGGGUACAUUGAAGCUCUGGUGCAAGUUCGAAACAAGUACUUUGAUUUGAUCAAAGACGCGUUCGGCUAUCACCCUCUCAUGCGGACUGCGCUUGAUCAGGCAUGCCGGACUUUUGCAAAUUCUCAUCCUCGGCUUCCUGAAUUGCUGGCAAAGUACACGCACCGCCUGAUGUCACGCGAUAAGAAGCGAGGGGCCAGUCGAGCCCUACUUCUGCCAGGAUCACCAAGAUUGAUGCCACUUCUGGAUGAUAUGAUAGAGCAGAAAAUCGAAAACAUCAGCGUCGUGUUUUGUCUAAUCGAUGACAAGGACAUUUUCAAGAAGUACUACUCCAAGUUCUUGGCGAAGAGGCUCAUCAAAGGCACUUCGGUUUCAAACGAUAUGGAAAUAUUGCUGAUUCAAAAGCUGCGCAAUACUUGCGGAUGUGAUUUCGUGUCGAAACUGCAGAAGAUGAUGAAGGACAAGAUGUCGAGCAAGGAAUUGAUGGAUUCGUUCGCUGCUUGGGUCGAAGAAAAAGACAUCGAGCUGCGCGCCGAAGAAGCCGCUAACGCCUCCGCCAUUGACUUGCACCACGUCAUAACUUAUCGCUGUGAUAUCCUCACAGCCGGAGCUUGGCCCAUAUCGAGUGCAGCCGCCGAGCACAAGAUCUUUUUGCCACCUUCCAUGGAAGCACAUACCCGUCUGUUUACAAAGUUUUACACCGAAAGGAGCACGGGGCGAAAACUCUUGUGGAUUCACAAUCUCUCGUUCGGGAUGGUUCAAAGCCGUUGUUUCGACAAGCGCUACGAGCUUUUACUAAGCUUUUACCAGAUGCUAAGUCUCGUACAGUUUAACUACGCAAAGGAGAUCAAACGGUCCGAGAUCAUCCAGCUGACCAAUAUCCCGGAGCAAGAGUGUACCCAUCACAUGGCUAGUCUUGUCAAGGCAAAGUUGCUCACGUCAGACGAUGCUGCGGACCCGACGUAUGCCAUCAACUUCGGUUUCACCAGUCGAAAACUCCGAAUUUCGGCUAUUCCGAAUACUCCAGUCGAGUCCCCGAAGACAGUCAGAGCUCCAGCCCACGAGAUUGAAGACGAUCGGAAGAUGUCGCUGCAAGCUGCAAUCGUGCGUGUUCUCAAGACACGUCGAGACGUUCAUCAAGCGCAACUGGUACAAGAAGUUACCGAGAUGCUUCUUCACCAGUUCGUGCCCACCAGCACCGCAAUCAAGCAGAAUGUCGAGAUCCUCAUUCAGAAAGAGUACCUGCGCCGUCACGACGUCGACCAGGCGAGGUUCGUUUACGUGGCUUGA
Hyaloperonospora brassicae is the source of this 2310-nucleotide messenger RNA. The record is from the annotation of a GenBank genome assembly. Lineage: Eukaryota; Oomycota; Peronosporomycetes; Peronosporales; Peronosporaceae.